Molecule: messenger RNA, 1469 nt
Organism: Phalaenopsis equestris
Lineage: Eukaryota; Viridiplantae; Streptophyta; Magnoliopsida; Asparagales; Orchidaceae
Product: casein kinase II subunit alpha-2-like
Exons: 11
Coding region: 325-1323 (332 amino acids)
Biological process (GO): protein phosphorylation
Cellular component (GO): protein kinase CK2 complex; nucleus; cytosol
Molecular function (GO): protein serine/threonine kinase activity; ATP binding
Source: RefSeq, a predicted model, not a curated record
CAAAUGUGAAGUAAGAUUGAGAGCUUUAAGAGUUGCAAGUAUCUAGCAAGAUCUCUAUAAAAAUGGGCCCCACUUUCCAUUCUUAUAACACGAUCAAGCCGGAUGGAGAAUGGAAUCGAACCAUUCUUAUGGAUAUACAUAUCCACUCAAAUUCGCCGCGCUUUUCUCGCUGCUCUAACCUCUUCCCUCCGCCACCAUCCAUUGUUGUCCAUAAAUAGCUUCUCCAUUGAUGCCCUGCAAAGAUAUUGAAAUGGACAACAAUCGUAAGUUUAAUCUUUCGCAAAUCCAUUUGCUCUGAUCUCUGAGAUCCGGAGAUCGUCCUCCAUGUCCAAAGCCCGAGUCUACGCCGAUAUCAACGAGCUCCGUGAGAAGGAGUAUUGGGACUACGAUUCUCUCGUCGUGCAGUGGGGGGAUCAGGAUGAUUAUGAGAUCGUUAGGAAAGUUGGAAGAGGAAAAUACAGUGAGGUCUUUGAAGGCAUUACGGCUUACACUAAUGUGCGCUGCAUCAUUAAAAGCCUCAAACCUGUUAAGAAAAGGAAGAUAAAGAGGGAGAUUAAAAUACUUCAAAAUCUUUGUGGUGGCCCCAAUAUUGUGAAGCUUCUUGAUAUUGUCAGAGACCAGCAUUCUAAAAUUCCAAGCCUGAUAUUUGAAUAUGUGAACAACUUGGAUUUCAAACUCUUGUAUCCGUCAUUCACAGAUUAUGACAUACGCUACUAUAUUUAUGAACUGCUCAAGGCAUUAGAUUAUUGCCACUCACAAGGAAUCAUGCACCGAGAUGUUAAGCCUCAAAAUGUCAUGAUAGAUCAUGAGCAUCGAAAACUGCGCCUGAUAGAUUGGGGCCUUGCUGAAUUCUAUCACCCUGGAAAAGAGUACAAUGUUCGUGUGGCUUCAAGAUAUUUUAAGGGACCUGAACUCCUUGUUGAUUUCCAACAUUAUGACUACUCCCUAGACAUGUGGAGCCUUGGUUGCAUGUUUGCUUCUAUGAUAUUUCGUAAGGAUCCAUUUUUCUAUGGAGUUGGCAAUAAUGACCAGCUUGUUAAAAUUUCCAAGGUUCUUGGAACAGAUAAGUUAUGUGCUUAUUUGAAGAAAUAUAAACUGGAACUUGAUCCCGAACUAGAAGCUAUGGUUGGAAGGCACAGCAGGAAGGCGUGGUCAAAGUUUAUAAAUUCUGACAACCAGCAUCUUGUUUCUGCUGAGGCAUUAGAUCUUCUUGACAAGGUUCUUCGAUAUGAUCAUCAGGAACGGCUAACCGCGCGAGAAGCGAUUGCACACUCCUAUUUCUCACAGAUAAGAGCUGCUGAGGAUCGCAGGACGCGCAAUUAAUAACGGAGCUGGAGUUAAAUCACUUCAUUUCUUUUUUCUAAAUAUUUAUAUUUUUUUAUUUAAUUGGGUUAUUUAUGUCAUUUGAUACUUAUUCAAUUGUAUUUGGGGUAUUCCGGAUUUGAAAAGGCAUUGCAUUUUAAUUGAGA